This is a messenger RNA of Aspergillus piperis CBS 112811, 1337 nucleotides long. RefSeq names its product WD40 repeat domain-containing protein. The transcript is spliced from 2 exons. The record is from RefSeq and is a predicted model, not a curated record. Lineage: Eukaryota; Fungi; Ascomycota; Eurotiomycetes; Eurotiales; Aspergillaceae. Bases 18 to 1337 code for a protein of 439 amino acids. Gene Ontology annotation, molecular function: protein binding.
CGCAAAUUCGUUACAAGAUGGCUUCAGAUGCACAGUCAAUUAGCUCUCUAGAGCAGGAAGACGACAUCAUGUCCUGCGGUGAGAAUGAGUAUGAAAUUGACCAGCACAAAUUUCUCAGACAUUGGAAAUACUGCAUCCGUUCGGAUUUCGCUUCCCUGUCUGGUGUACCGGCGACUUGGGAGGAUGGCCAUCCAAAACACUGGGGACAAGAGGAAGCGAAAAUCUUCCUGGAUGGGGAGGCGACCACCCCUGCUAUAAGUCCAGACAACCAGCUGGUCGCCGUUGGAAUUGCAAAUGACAUUCAUGUAUUCCGUGUGGACACUAAGGAGCGGAUCGAUGUGUUGCGUGGACAUCCUGGAGAGGUAAUUACUCUCGCCUUUGCACCUUCCCUAGAUGGAGGUUCUAUCGACCAGCCAGAUGCGCCACAGUAUUUAUUAUCCUCACAGAGCGAAGAUGAAGGUGGAGUUCAUGGCUAUGUCAUAGUGUGGGAGCUUGCUCAGAACGGCAAGAAGAUGUCUCCCCCGAAAAAGGAAGAGGAACAACCAAACUUCGCUGCAUACCACGACGAAACCGGCUCCAUGCAUUGUUUUCCAGGCGAUUUGGGUUCAUUUGGAAGCCAAGCUUUCAGCCCCGACGGUAAAACCAUGGUUUAUGUUGUCCAAAAUAUGACAAGCGACUAUUACACUGGCCAAUGCCGAUAUUCCCCCUGUGUCACCCUCUGGGAUGUGAAUACCAGCCCAGAUAGCACCCUUGCUGCUUCUAUAUCAUGGGACGGCACAGCACGGAUUUGGGAUGUUCUAUCCGGCAGAUCAAUUCAUAUUAUCGGACCCUUGGGCGGCCAGCUUUGGUGUGGUGCCUUCUCGCCAGACUCUAAAUUUUUGGCUGUCAGCCGAGGCGGCGAAAACCUCAUUCACAUUUACAAUAUCACCACGGCGCAGCAGGUCUCACUUAUCGAGUUACCUACAUGGUGUCGCUCCAUGUCCUGGAGUCCGGAUGGCAGCUUUUUAGCCGGCGGGCUUGAGAUCGGUGCACUCUGCCUGUGGGACCCGUACACGGGGAUAGAAAAACAGCGGUGGUCUCUGAAAUUCGAUGAUUUCAUGAUGCAAGAAUUUGCGACGAUUGCGGGUGCGCAAUUUGUCGGUGACAGAUUGAUUUUUCGGAUACUUGAGGGAACGGUUGAGGUAUAUGAUUUAGAUACGAACCUCAAAAAGCAAUUUACUCGGGGACCGGAUGAUAAGAUUAGCAGAUGUCCUCGCGGAGAAAUGGCUUGCUCGAGCGAUUUCAAGAUUCUCAUCGUUCCCGAUGUUCACCGAACCUUACGUUUCUGGACGCUGUAG